This is a messenger RNA of Bursaphelenchus xylophilus (pine wood nematode), 2854 nucleotides long. The record is from the annotation of a GenBank genome assembly. Lineage: Eukaryota; Metazoa; Nematoda; Chromadorea; Rhabditida; Aphelenchoididae.
AUGUCGUUUAACUUCGACUCAGUCAAUAAGUACUUCUCUGAUCGCCGGAUUCAGCUCAAACCGGAAUGGCUUCGAACUUGUCUGAAAUUCCUCCUAAAGCACAAGGUAUGAUUUACAUUUUUCUUGUUGGUUUUUUUACAUUUUUCAACGGACCUUUAAAUUAUUUUUGGUUUUGAUUUUUAGGUGUCCGCAAAAGACAUGAACAGUGCCGUGUACGAUCAAUGGUUACAUACAGACCUCAAAGAGUCCACCAAGCCAUCAUUCCAGCCGCCAGUCGGCAAAGUCUUCACAGGGUUUGCUGUUUUACAGGUAGUUUCUUCAUUUUUUAUCUUAUCCUUUAGGGUUCUGAUGGCAAAUUUUAUUUUGAGUAUAACUCAACUUAGAGGCUGCUCAGACAGUUGAGUCAGCCUGUGAUAGAAAGCUUGUAUCUUCCACUUGCUCAGAAUUAUAUUUGCAUAAAUUUCAGGUUGAAUCCAUAUUGAAUAUAACCAAGCCUUUUUAUGGUCAAUUGCGGGAGAUGGAGAGGAACCAAAACACCGACCUUGAUAUCGGUGCCGAAGCGGAUGACAAGCUUGCCACGACUCAUUGGGACAGAAAGGUAUGUUUGAUAUUUUUACAUUCUUUGAGCUUCAUAUUUUAGGCUCCGAAGCGUAUGUUGAAGUUCACCUUGUCUGAUGGAGUCAAAACGAUAAAAGCAAUCGAACAUAUAUCUAAUCCUCAAAUCCUGCCCACGUUGCAGCCAGGAGCAAAGGUACGGAUUUUUUGACUGCAAGGCUUUAGUAUUUUUUUCAAAAUUUAGGUUGUUGUGACUAGAUGCCAAUGUCGAGAUCAGAUUCUUCUCUUAACCCCUCGAAAUUGCCAAUUUUUGGAUGGAUACGUCCCAAGAUUAGUUGAAAAGAAUAAUCCAAAGGCUUUGAUCAAGCGGAUGCCAUUUUUACAAGGUCAAAAUGGCACCAAUAAUGUUACAGUACCUAAAACAAAUCAGCUAACUGUUGUGCAGAACGAUCGGAAGCGAAAGAUCGACGAUGUGACGAUUAACCGCCCCAGUACCAGUGGUGUGACGGCAAAUCCGGCCAGCCGAGGGCCUGUGAAUCUCUCGGCGCAGCUAAAUACGGCAAGAACAAGUGCUGCGUCAACGGGCGGGCCAGUCAAUUUGUCAGCUCAACUAAAUGCACCAAGAGCAACAACAACUCGAGAUACUGGUCCUGGACCAAGCACCAGUGGAUAUAGACCUCAAAUUGUGAUUGAGCCGGUAAGUCGGACCUCAUGGGUAAUAUAACGAAUUUAUGGAUUUUUAUUUAUGUAAAUUUGGUUGUUGCUUGAUCAGGAUUGAAGCUACAGGCAUUUUAAAUGAUGUAUUUUUCAGAAACGACCGCAAAUGCAAGUUCAAAUCAACCGCCGCCCCUCCAUUCCACCCUCAACUAGACCAACAACAACUUCAACUACUCCUCAACAACCCAACGAACCGGUGUGUCUCUCGAUGCAGCUGAACAACCGGGCAAAGAAGACUACCACCGCCGCCCCAACAUCUGAUUCUCGACCAACAACAACACCGAUCUCCGUCCAAAUCAAUAAUCUCAAAAGAAGCUCCUCAACUACAAGACAAAUACCUCAAAACCUGCCGGAAUCAAGUCGAAUGCCCGAAGCCACCAGAUUGAGCAUGAAAGAGAUGUUGAAGACCCCACAUGGAACGAAUUUGACAAUGGACAACUUUGCCAUCCCAACGAAUUUGGAUGUUUCGAGGGAGCAAGUGAAGGAGCCGAUGAGAGUCGAUCCAAAGCCUGAUCCCCCAAGACCGGCAGUGGUGGUGACUCCGCAGAAAGUGGACAAUAAACCGGCGGUUUUAAAGGUGAGCUAAGUUUUUUGUUGAGGGAACUAUUUUUAUUCGUACAGUGACGGACCUGAUUCAUUGCAGAAACCGUACCAUUUUGCAUCCGUGAAGUAUCAAAAAUGUGGCAAAAUGCCUCCCUCUCCAAGUGAAAAAAAACUCCUUUUUGAAGCGCCCUUCCCCUCACAAAAAGAAGGCUUUUGAAAUCGAGGUUUUUUUCACUUGGAAAGGGAGGUAUUUUGCCACAUUUUUUGAUACUUCCCGGAUGCAAAAUGGUACGUUUUUGCCACUGGAUCAGGUCCGCCACUGUAAAUUCGAGGAGAAAUUUGAAAUGGAUUCUUUGGCGCUACGAUUUUUCGAGUCAGCAGUUCGGGUCAACGAUACUAUCGAUCGCCUCGAUUCGUUGUUGUAUGCAUGGGAGAGGCUAGAAGAAGGCUUAUUAGAAAUAAUAAGAUUGAUCGGUUCCUAAGAUAGCUUAUCACUUAUUUUGAGGUAUUUUACAUGUACUCACAUCAAUAAUAUCUAGCUAAAAGUUAUGGAUUUUAGUUUUUUUUUCACGAAUUUUGGUCUUUUAUGUUUUACAAUAACUCAGGGUAAAGAAAACUAGCGUUAAUAAUAGCUAAAGUUAGAAAAAAAUGGACAUAUUGCAAGUCUUUGCCAAGUCUCCGCUGAGCCUUCGCCGAGAUUCCGCUGAUUAUCCAACGGCUUUGCUAGGCCUUUUAGGCACUUCCUACAACGUUUUGUUGGGUAUCCACCUGCUCUACACCUAAAUUUCAGACCACUCCUCUUUCAACCAGCUCCAAAGUCAACACUCCAACAUCGGCCAACUCAACACGUAGUUCGAUCGCGCAAUGCGGAAAGGAAUUUCCAUUCUCGUGUGAUCAUUGUGAUAUCGGCUUCAAAGACCGGAUUCUGUAUCAAAUUCACAUGGGCCUUCAUGGAUUCAAGGAACCGCUGACAUGUAACAAAUGUGGCCACGAAGCAGCAACAGCUCUAGACUUUAAUUUACAUUUUUAUGACCAUUAG